AUGAUCUUUCAUUCAAUUCUCUUGUUUGGGCUCUUCCGUGCAGCCUGGAGUGCACACCUACAGGAUCCAGGCUUUGAUAAAUCGUUCCAAAGCCCCCCUGCAGAAUCUCGUCCAAAGUUUCGUUACUGGAUUCCUGACGCUAGUGUAUCUAUUCAGAGUGUCCGGCGCGAUGUCUCCGAUUUAGCUGCCGUUGGUUCUGGUGGACUCGAGCUAGUUCCCUUCUACUUUUACGGCAAUCCAAGCGACUCACACACACCUACGGACUGGACAAAGUUUGGAUUUGGCAUGAAGCCUUUUCAGAAUGUUUUUGACCAAACUCUCCAAGCCGCCGUUGAUAAUGAGUUGCUCAUGGAUUUCAGCCUCGGUGCUAGUGAAGGACAGGGAUCACCUGUGAGAGCAGGGACAGAGGGCCUCUCUAUACACCUGCAACUCGGAGUUGAAUCCGUAAAGGCCGGUGCCUCCUUUUCUGCGCCUGUCCCUGGACCACAAGAGCUGACAGGUUCCCUGCGGUCUGGGGGCGGCUUUAUGCAUGGUUUGACCGACCCUGACCGAGGACACUUGAAGGGAGUCAUAGCUGCGAAAGUACAUUCCGAGUCGAUCGUGGAUUUGACCCAUCAUGUGCAGAACGGAGCACUCUCAUGGGAUGCCCCUCCAGGGAAUGGCAUGUGGAGGCUUUUCGCGUUUUGGGAAGGCCACACGAAUCAGUUAUCCUGCUCUAAUGGUGGUAAUGGAACGACGCCUGUCGAAAAAGGAUCUUACGUUGUGGACCAUUUCAGCAAAAGGGGGGCGGAAGUCCACACAGACUUUUUCGAGAAUCAUAUCCUGAACAGUGAGAAUAUUAGGGCGAAUUUGAAGUCAAAUGGGAACUACGCAUGGGAAGAUAGCAUGGAAUUGCUGUUUGUUGUCCCAUGGACACGCGGGUUCUUAGAGCGUUUCCAAUCCACCCAUGGGUAUAGCCUCGUCAAGUAUUUACCCCUCCUCUUUAAUAAGGGGAAUUCAUGGACUGCGGCUUCUUCUCCCUACACAGAGGAAUAUUCCUACGGAAAUUACACCGAGUCUGGGAUGAGCAUCCACAAUGUCAAAUUCCGUGAGACUCUCAGUGAGUGUUAUCGUGACUAUCUCGGAUACCAUACAGCUUGGGCACACUCGUUGGGGAUUGGGUAUUCAGCUCAACCCUCCUACAACCUACCCCUUAGCUUUUUAAAUGAGGUUCCGUCCGUCGAUGCGCCGGAAGGGGAAUCACUUGGAUUUAAGGACAUCAUAGAUGCAUACCGUACACUAUCGGGACCCGCACAGCUGGCCGGAAAAAGUGACAUUUCCUCAGAAUGUGGCGCAGAAUUCAAACCAGCCUACAGUCAAACCAUCCCGGAGCUACUGAGGUCGGUUAAAAGGUCUUAUGCGGGAGGACUAACAAUGAUGGUUUUGCAUGGAAUGGCAUACAGUGGAGCUUAUGCUAAUACAUCGUGGCCGGGCUUUCAGCCAUUUGGCUAUCAAACUACCGACUCCUGGAGCAGAAUUCAGCCGGCAUGGAGGCAUCUUUCAGAUAUCAUUGGGUACAUGGGUAGGACACAACAUGUUCUCAAGAUGGGAAUACCGCGAGUCGAUCUGGCAAUCUUUGAUUCAAGGACCGAGUGGGAGACGUCUGUCAUCUAUGACUCGGACAAUCUUCAACAAAGAGGCUUUACAUACAACUUUGUUGGUCCUGACAAUCUGCAUCUUCCUGCUGCCCAUGUGUCGCAGGGAAUUCUUGCACCAGAUGGACCUGGCUACCAAGCGCUUAUCUUUCCCAAUACCACGCGUAUCAACGACAGGGUUUUGUCAAAGAUCAGAGAAUAUGAUGAAGCUGGUCUCCCUAUCAUCUUUAUCGGAACAUCACAAUAUUCAUUACCACGAGCUCCGAGCCAAGACGAAACUGUAUCAGCGCUCGAUGGUCUGAUCAGGCACGGAAAGAAUAUUCACCACAUAAGGUCCAUCAGUCAGCUACCGGAUAUCUUGUCGCAGCUAAUGAUUGAACCGCGGGUUUCCUUUGUUGCACCUAUAGAAUCGGUUUAUUCAGUACAGCGGGCCGAUCUCAGUACUGGAGGGGAAUAUGUCUGGCUGUUCAAUGACGGAAAUACCUCCUCGACAUUCGUUGCCGAAUUCCAUGUCGAUAAAGGCCUGAAGCCAUUCUUACUGAAUGCAUGGAACGGCGAUAUCACACCGCUUGGAAGGUACCAGUUGACAGACACUGGUAUCCGCAUUCCACUGACUCUCAAUCCCGAUGAGACCAUUAUCAUCGCUUUUACGCAUUCGGAGCUGGAAACGUGCAUCUGGGUAACAGAUGUUACAGGCGCUGUCGAAGAAGUGAAAUACAUGUCUGGGAAACAACUCGUGGCGAACCUAAAAGGCCCGUCCACGAUACUCCUGAACAACGGCACUAGCUACAAAUUCAACGUCACGCCUCCGGGCAAUGUCAAUCUGUCGAGAUGGGACAUCGAAAUUGAAGACUGGCACGGGGACCCCAAUAACACAGCCUCCAUCGAAACCUUGAUAACAUCACACAAAUCUCAAGGCCAAAUCCUACUACCCUGGAAAGACCUCAGAAAGUCACUGGAGAAUGUGAGCGGGGUGGGCACUUACACCACGACCUUCACAGUCCCGGACAUCCCCAACAUAGGGGCAUAUCUCUACGUCGGCCCAAUUCUGAACACGAUGCGUGUCUGGGUUAAUGGUAAUCCUCUGCCUACCUUUCCGGCUGAUAAUGCAAGAACGGAUAUCAGUGGGUUCAUUUCUCGGGGAAAAGAAAAUGAGAUCAAGGUUGAGGUUACUACGACUUUGUAUAAUCGGAUCAGGGCAGAUGCAGACAGUCUCCUUGCUAUUGGACUUCCAUUGUCGAAAAUUGCACCGACUUAUGCAAAUGCUGAGAGGCAAAUCUAUGGGCUUUUGGGGCCUGUGGGCAUUGAUUGGGUGAUCGGCGAGAAAUUAAACUUAGACUAG
Penicillium samsonianum is the source of this 2976-nucleotide messenger RNA. RefSeq lists its product as uncharacterized. The transcript has 7 exons. The record is from RefSeq and is a predicted model, not a curated record. NCBI's taxonomy places the organism in Eukaryota, Fungi, Ascomycota, Eurotiomycetes, Eurotiales, Aspergillaceae. The coding region runs from base 1 to 2976 and encodes 991 amino acids.